Messenger RNA from Drosophila montana, 339 nucleotides. Its product is annotated as small ribosomal subunit protein eS24-like. Lineage: Eukaryota; Metazoa; Arthropoda; Insecta; Diptera; Drosophilidae. The transcript is spliced from 2 exons. The record is from RefSeq and is a predicted model, not a curated record. Gene Ontology annotation, cellular component: ribosome. Gene Ontology annotation, molecular function: structural constituent of ribosome. The coding region runs from base 16 to 339 and encodes 107 amino acids. Gene Ontology annotation, biological process: translation.
UAAAAGAUCCGUCAAAUGUCGACUGGUACAACUGCCAUAAUCCGCACCCGCAAGUUCAUGACCAACCGUCUGAUUGCCAGGAAACAAAAGGUCUGCGAUGUGCUCCACCUGGGACUCUCGUCGGUCAAUAAAACGGAGACUCGCGAGAAGCUCGCCGCCAUGUACAAGGUGACACCCGAUGUUGUCUUUGCGUUCGGUUUCCGUACAAACUUUAGCGGUGGCCGUUCCACGGGCUUGUCACCAAGGCCAUACACUGAACUGACUAAAGAGGACGCUUGUGCCCAGCGCAAAAAUUCCGAUAAUGGCACAAGUUUCGACACAGCUGCCAAGCUUCAUUAG